Racocetra persica is the source of this 2533-nucleotide messenger RNA. The record is from the annotation of a GenBank genome assembly. NCBI's taxonomy places the organism in Eukaryota, Fungi, Glomeromycota, Glomeromycetes, Diversisporales, Gigasporaceae.
UUUAUCUCUCAGUUAUCUCCCUUUAUUAUCUUACUUAAGUCAAAUACAAACUUAUCCAUGGUUUAACUUUCGUGAAGCUCCAGGUGUAAAUGUUGGUCUAAAACCACCUCGUGAUCCUGUCUCUUCUAUUAAUGAUUUUAGCAAUUCAAACUCAACUUAUCCCGGUGAUUUUGGUAUUUUAGGCAACAUUAAUACAAAUUAUUAUGCUAAUAUUACCACCACAAGUGAUUCAUCUGCUCAAGCUCAGAACUUUUUACCAGUUCCAUUUUUUCAAAAACCACUUGACAAUAACGCCUAUCCUGAUAUUGAUCAACUAGAUAAAGCAUAUGAUGAUAUAUUAAGCGAUAGUAUUCAUAAUGUGAUCAACGAAUUAGCUAAAGUAAAUAAACUUUCACCAAAUGACAGGAAUAAUCUGACAAGUACCAAACAAUUAUAUUAUAAUAUCAAAAUUGCUGGAAUAAUAACAAAAAUGCCUUGGGGAAAUAUAUUAUUUGAUUCAGCAAAUAAUUUUUCUAAACAAUGGAAUUACACUUUACAAACUGGUACGGAUGUUCGAAUCUCUGCUGCUGCUUCUUUUCCACCUCAAGGUUUAAGAAGAAUAGCUCAACAAAGUGAUUUAAGUAAUGGUAUAAUAAGAACUGUUAAUGGAACUAAUGGUGGUGGUGGUCCUUCUACUAUUGGUAUUACUCCAAUGUAUCGAGUAAUGCCACAAUUAUUUUCUACUGAAAUCAAGGUCCCAAUUGGAACUUUAAUCGGUGGAAUUUUAUAUCCAUUUGGUGUAUCAUUCCUUUUACCAAUUUUCGUAAUUACUUUAGUAAAAGAAAAAGAGGAUAGAAUAUUAAUUAUGAUGAAAAUGAAUGGAUUAAAAGGUUUUACUUAUCAUCUUUCUCAUUAUAUACAUUUCUAUUUAAUACAUAUUAUUACAACAUUAGUAUUUGUGAUCACUGGAUUAAUUUUCAAAAUGGAAAUAUUUACAAAAACUGAUCCAGGUGUUUAUGUUAUAUUAUUUUUUGUUUGGGGUCAUGUUGAAAUUGCUUUAGCAUUUUUAUUUUCUUGUUUUUUUUCAAAAUCAAGAAUUGCUAUGGUUGUUACUUUUUUAAUUGUUUUAUGUGGAAUUAUUGUUAGUUUUGCUACGGCUUCUUUAUUUAAUGGUCAAGAUUCUGCUCCUUUGACAUAUUUUUUAUGGCCUCCAUUUGCGUUUUAUAGAUGUCUGGCGGUGAUUAAUAUUUCUAGUAUUAGUUUAAUUACUCCACCAUAUAAAGUAAGCAAUUUGGUUGUAGGAAAUGAAGUUUUUAAUGGAAUAAUAUUUAUGGUGGUUGAAUAUUUCGUUAUAUUUAUGAUAACAAUUUAUUUGACUAACGUUUUACCUAGCGAGUAUGGUAUUUCUAAACCUUGGUAUUUCAUAUUUACCGAACCAUAUUAUAUGAUAAGAAAUCGUGGUAAAAAAGAUAUAAAGAAAAAUAAGGAUAUUGUUGAACUUGAACAAGGAAAUAUAGAAAUUGAUCCAAGUGAAAUAUUACAUGAAGAUGAUGACGUUAAGGAGGAAAGAAAGAAAGUUCUUGGAAAUAAUUAUGAUCCCGAUUCUCCAUUGGUUAUGAAACGUAUGAGAAAAGUUUAUCCUAAUGGAAAAUUAGCAGUUAAAGAAGUUACUUUUGCUGUUGAUACGAAUAUUAUCUUUGGACUUUUGGGACCUAAUGGCGCAGGAAAAACAACGUUAAUUAGUAUUUUAACUGGAUUAUAUCCGCCGACUUCUGGUUCCGCAACAAUAAAUAACUAUGAUAUUCACACUAAUAUGCGAGAAGUUUAUAUGUCUAUAGGUGUAUGCCCUCAACAUGAUAUUUUAUGGGAUGAUUUAACAGUUGGUGAACAUUUAUUAUUCUAUGCUCGUCUAAAAGGUAUUCCUACUGAUCAGGAACAAGCUGCCAUAUUAAAAGCUCUUCAACAAGUUCGACUUGAAGCAUUCAAGAAUCGACUUUCCAAGGGUCUUUCUGGGGGUGAAAAGCGUCGUCUCUCAAUUGCUAUUUCUUUAAUUGGUAACCCUGCUGUAGUAUUUCUUGAUGAACCAACCACAGGAUUAGAUCCAGAAGUUAGAAGAUUGAUUUGGAACAUUAUUAAUGAUGCAAAAAAAGGUAGAACUAUAGUAUUAACCACACACAGUAUGGAAGAGGCUGAAGUUUUAUGUAAUAGGAUUGGAAUUAUGGCAAAAGGAACUUUAAGAUGCUUAGGACCACAAUUGAGAUUGAAAGAGAUUUACGGAAGAGGUUUCAAGUUGAGUUUUUCAUGUAAAGCUAAAAAUUUUGAUGUUGCUACAGAGUUUAUUGAAUCAUUAUUACCUGCAAAUGCCAAAAAAUUAGAUUCAUUUGUUACAAAUGUGUCAUAUGAAUUUGAUAUUGAAAAUGGGUUAAUUGCUAAAUUAUUUAGAGAAAUUGAAGCUCAUAAAAAUGAAUAUGGAAUAGAUGAUUGGGGAUUAAGUCAAACUACUUUGGAAGAAGUCUUUUUAAGAAUUAUUGGUGAGGCAGAUGCUGAAGCCUGA